Molecule: messenger RNA, 1716 nt
Organism: Dovyalis caffra
Lineage: Eukaryota; Viridiplantae; Streptophyta; Magnoliopsida; Malpighiales; Salicaceae
Source: the annotation of a GenBank genome assembly
AUGGAGUUUCAGGACAACAACAAAUCUCGUGAAGAUCAGAAGCAGGAGGAGGUGAAGAUCAAGGAGGAUGAUAAGGGAAAGAAACUUGGAGGCAUCAAAACAAUUCCAUUCAUACUUGCAACUGAACUAUGCGACAGAUUUUCUACCAUUGGUUUUCAUGUCAAUAUGAUAACCUACCUCACUCAGAAGCUGAACUUGCCUCUUGUAAAGGCCUCUAACAUUGUCUCGACCUUCGACGGAACCGCCAGCUUAACACCCUUGAUCGGUGCUCUGAUUGCUGAUUCAUUUGCUGGCCGAUUUUGGACAAUCGUCGUUGGCUCCAUCAUCUAUGAACUGGGAUUAAUUAGCAUCACCACUACAGCACUAUUGAAAUCACUACGUCCUCCACCAUGUCCUACGCUUGUGGGCUGCCAAGAGGCUUCCGGUUUCCAACUAAACAUCCUCUACUUUUCUCUGUUCCUCUUAGCUGUUGGCUUGGGUGGCACUAGGCCUUGUGUUAUGGCCUAUGCCGCGGACCAGUUAGACAUGAGCAAAUCAAGUGUCGAAUCUCGAAGCUGGAACUUUUUCAAUUGGUACUACAUUAGCUUGGGAUUUGCGAGACUAACUGCAGUGACUGUUUUGGUCUACAUACAAGAUAAUGUGAGUUGGGGAUGGGGUCUUGGAAUACCUACCAUUACCAUGGGCCUAGCUUUCCUUGUCUUUCUAUCUGCUUCUCUACUUUAUAAGAAAGUGAAACCAGGAGGAAGCCCACUGGUCAGGGUAAUUCAAGUGAUUGUUGCUGCUAUAAGGAAGAGAAAAGCUGUCUCACCAGAAGAUCCAAGUCUUUUGUACCAAAACAAAGAACUUGAUGCUGCUAUAUCUGCACAUGGAAGGCUUUUACACACCACUCAGUUCAAGUGGCUUGAUAAAGCAGCAGUAGAGAAAGAUGGUGAAGCAACAGAUUCCAGUCCACCGAAUCUAUGGAAGCUAGCAACCGUGCAUAGAAUAGAGGAGCUAAAAUCCUUUCUCAGAUUGCUUCCAGUUUGGGCAGCUGGAAUUUUACUUGUCUCAGCUAAUUCACAUAACAACAGCUUCAACACUCAACAGGCUCGCACUAUGAAUCGUCAUCUGUCGAAUUCCUUCCAAAUUCCACCGGCGAGUAUGUCUCUCUUCGGCAUCCUGACCGUGAUCAUAGGGCUCGUUCUCUACGAACGCCUCUUCGUGCCCUUUGCACGUAGAUUCACAGGGAAUCCUGCAGGCAUCACAUACCUGCAAAGAAUGGGCAUAGGCCUAGCCUUUAACAUUCUUAUGUCAGUCGUUGCUGCAUUGGUUCCUCAGCUUUCACUUCAUGGAAUAUCAGAAGUCUUCAUGUCUGUUGGACAGUUAGAAUUUCUUUACGAUCAAUCCCCAGAAAGCAUGAGAAGCAUCGCCUUGGGAUUAUUUUGGAUAGCAAGUUCUAUCGGAAAUUACUUGGGCACAUUUAUGGUGUCACUAGUUCAUAAGUACUCAGGACACAAGACGAAUUGGUUACCUGACAGGAACCUGAAUAAAGGAAAGUUGGACUAUUAUUAUUGGCUUGUAACCGGUAUCCAAGUUGUGAAUUUUGUGUAUUUUGUAAUUUGUGCUUGGUUUUACACUUACAAGCCCUUGGAAGAAGCCAGGGAAAAGGAUUCUGAAGAUGGUGCUGAAAGGAAGGGAGAGGUAGAACUUGGUACUGCUGAAAAACUUAAAAAUUAA